UUGAGCUCGGGUUACUCAAUAUGUUCAAGGAAACAAUCGGACGCCAGUCACAGAUUGUGAAAACAGCUUCUCGCUAUUUCUUUACUCGACUCGGUGGCAAUAAUGCAAGCGCUUGUUAUGAAACGUUUCGAAGCAGCACUAGCGCUAAAGUUUGCCGGCUUGCGACAGCCAGCCUCGUUGUGUUGUCACGGUAAGUAUCGCAAACCAAUCGGACACCAGAUGUGACAUCGAUAUAAACUGGAGGGGUCACCAGGACUCGACACGCCCCUUCAUCAUGUCUUCUGAAGUACCCGCCUCGUACCACACCCUCGCAGACCCGCCGAUUCCAUUACCGGUGACCUCGUCGCCAUGUCGUAGCCAGGACUAUUACUGGGACACUAUCGUUCUUCAGGUCGAAGACACCCUCUUUCGAGUACCAAAAUACCAAUUGGUGGGGAAAUCGGAAAUUUUCGAUUCAAUGCUCUCCCUACCGCAGGGCAGCAAUGAACCUGAGGGCUCUAGUGACGAUGCGCCCAUCAAGCUGUCAGACAUUAGUAAAACCGACUUUAAAUCACUCCUCCAAGUUAUUUACCCACGAGAUGCAGCGAAUCCUCCUGAACUAUCCAUUGAUAGCUGGAUUUCCGUUCUCAGGCUAUCCAGUCUAUGGCAGAUGGUGGACACGAGGAGCAAUGCCAUUUCACAUUUGACCCAGCUUCUGUGUAAUUUGUCUCCGGCAGAUCGAAUCCUUCUUGGCCGGAAAUUUUCAGUCGCGCAUUGGAUUUCUUCUGGAUAUGUAAAUCUAGCGGAGCGUGGAGAAGUGGUCUCCCUGGAAGAGGCAGGGAAGAUUGGUUUGAGUACCGCCCUUCUCAUUCAUCAUGUGAGAGAAUCACUCUGGAAGAGGGACAACGAACAUUUGCAUCGCAGUUCGCGAUCUCGAUACUACGGCGACUAUAAUAAUUACAACGACGAUGAAUGCUACGAGAAGCCGAUGGAAAUUUCCAGAAAGGAUUCCGUGGAAGAGGCGGUAAAAUUAGCGUUCGGGGAGGAGUUGAGAGACGUCGAGGUUGAGGGAGAUAGAUUUAAAGACUAACUCGCAAUUUGUGGAGAUAAAUCUGUUUUUUUUUCGUAUUUCUAAAUCACCACCCAAAGAAGUUUAUUCAGCACCUUGGUGGUUGGCCAGCGGGUGUUCGAUAUUU
This is a messenger RNA of Desarmillaria tabescens, 1175 nucleotides long. RefSeq lists its product as uncharacterized. The coding region runs from base 275 to 1069 and encodes 264 amino acids. Gene Ontology annotation, molecular function: protein binding. NCBI's taxonomy places the organism in Eukaryota, Fungi, Basidiomycota, Agaricomycetes, Agaricales, Physalacriaceae. The transcript is spliced from 3 exons. The record is from RefSeq and is a predicted model, not a curated record.